Penicillium daleae is the source of this 1650-nucleotide messenger RNA. RefSeq names its product Zn(II)2Cys6 transcription factor. Gene Ontology annotation, cellular component: nucleus. NCBI's taxonomy places the organism in Eukaryota, Fungi, Ascomycota, Eurotiomycetes, Eurotiales, Aspergillaceae. Gene Ontology annotation, molecular function: transcription cis-regulatory region binding; zinc ion binding; DNA-binding transcription factor activity, RNA polymerase II-specific. The record is from RefSeq and is a predicted model, not a curated record. The transcript has a single exon. Gene Ontology annotation, biological process: positive regulation of transcription by RNA polymerase II. Bases 1 to 1650 code for a protein of 549 amino acids.
AUGGCUUCUGCUUGCUGGACCUGUCGACUGCGGAAGAAAAAAUGUGACCGGGCCAGGCCCGUCUGUAUGAGCUGUGCCAAGCUACGCAUUGGCUGUAACUACAGCCGCGUCAAGCCGGAAUGGAUGGACGGGUCCGAGAAGCAAGCCGAAAUGACCAGGACCAUCAAAGCCAGGAUAAGGCAAGGCACUGCAGCUGUUGAUGAUAAGGACUUUGCUGUUCAGGUGUUUCCACUCCGGGAGACUUUAUCGUCGCAAAGGCAACCUGAAGAAUCUAAGACAGCGACCGGCUCGGACGGUUCGACACCAGGCUUAGACCCCUCGAUUACGAACGAGACGGACGAUUUCUUGAUGUCUUUGUAUCUCGACACCGUAUUCCCUUGCCUGUUCCCAUGGUACCAGCCUCAAACAUUGGCCGGCGGUCGCAGUUGGCUGCUAACCAUACUGAAGACUCAGCAGGCUGCAUUUCACGCCGCCAUCAGUCUCAGCGCGUAUUAUUUCACGCGUUUACUGGCCCGGGAUGCGCAACACAUUCUCGGCACGCCCUGUGAGCAGGAAUUGUGGGAUGCCUGGACUAGUCACAUGGAUCUAUCGAUGAAGCUGAUCAGGCAAGACUUGAGCGACAUCAACGUCGGAUGCAGGCAAGCAGACAUAUUUCACUCGACUCGUGUCUUGGACGGCAUCGUGCACCUCCUCAUCUUUGAAGCCUCCAUAGCCAAGACAGGGGAUUGGAACUUACACCUUACUGCCGCACUGAGCCAGCUGGACAGUAUCUUCCAGGUGCAUGGCGUCAAGGAUGGCAAAUAUCACCUACAUUCACUCCUCCUCAAUAUGCAACUGCCGUCUAUUUUUAAUGGCACCAAACUUGGCCACCACAUAUGGAGCGCCGAUCAAACUUCGUUCCAGUUUUCUACAGCGAUUCUUAUCUAUGCGGAUAUCAUUGCUAGUUUCUGUCUCAGGGAGGCACCUAGGUUGCGACACUGUCACAACUCGUUAAUCGCGGGGAGUGGCGGCACUCCCGCUACUCAGGCCGAGCAGCUAAUCCACAUAGAGCAUUACUUUGGAUGCUAUGGCUGGGCCUUCAUCCUAAUUGGCGACAUUUCUUCCCUAGAUGCGUGGAAGCUUGCUACUGUGUUAUAUGGUGGGGGCGGUCUGGACGAACUUGUAGCUCGUGAGAAAGAGUUGGAGAUGAGACUAUAUCAAGGUCUAGCGAAUUUGGGGACAGUGCCUGAGUCAUGCAAACUACCAGGAAAGCCGAAUCAGUCUGACCAGUAUGUCCUCGUCACAAAGUUAUGGCUACACGCAGGCUUGAUAUACUUAUCGAACGUUGUGCGCGGAUGGCAUCCAACGCAUCCAGCUAUCCGCACUAAUAUUCACGCGGCAUUGAAAAUUGUCAAAGUUCUCACUUCGAACUUUGGCCUUCGCUGCCCAAUGUGGCCACUCUGUGUUGCUGGCUGCAUGGCUACGGACGACGAGGAGCUAGAAGUGAGGCACAUCAUGACUGAAUUGCCGCCAAUUCAAUCCUUUGGAGCGAACAAGGAGGUUCUCAACAUUAUGGAGGGUGCCUGGCAUCGUCGAGGCCAAUUUGAAGAUGAUCACUGGAAUUUAGCAGACCAUUUUCGAGAUCAUGGGCCUAGCAUCUUGCUCAUUUGA